GAAGACUUUUGGCAAAACACGAACGAAGACUUCGACACGUUGCUUGAAUUUGAAAAGUGAUGUUUUUCACCCAACAGAUCUGGCCUAACAGUUACGCUGUUACUUUCACUUUUGCGUCCGACAUUUUUAUUAUGAAAUCUGCGUUCAUUUAAAUUUUAAAUGGAAAUGUGAUGCAGAUAUUUACUUUUUUGGUAACGUUAGGAGGUAUAUGCUUAUUCUUCGUGUGUGGUGCUUCUGCUUUUGAGACAGACAGUGUCUCAGUGUUUGUGAUGGAGGGAGAUGCAGUCACUUUAUACACUGAUGAUAAAAUGAAACAAGACCGAAUGACAUGGUAUUUUGAAGACAAUCGGAUAGCUCUUAUUAAUGGAGAUCAGAGUAAAAUCUGUGCAGAUGAUCAGUGUAAAGAGAGAUUCAGAGACAGACUGAAUGUGAAUCAGACUGGAUCUCUGACCAUCAUGAACAUCAGAACCACAGACUCUGGAGAUUAUAAACUAAAGAUCACCAGCCGCAACAUUGAAAAGAUCUUUAGUGUUACUGUACAAGGUGUUUCUGAUGCUGAACGAGAUGAAAUGAAGAGAAAGUCUGUGAAGGAGGGAGAAUCUGUCACUUUAGAUCCUGGUGUAACAAACAACCCAAAUGAUUUGAUGACGUGGCAUUUUAAUGACAGUCUCAUCGCUGAAAUCACUGGAGAUCAGAGUAAAAUCUGUACAGAUGUUCAGUGUAAAGAGAGAUUCAGAGACAGACUGAAGCUGGAUCUUCAGACUGGAUCUCUGAACAUCACAGACACCAGAACCACAGACUCUGGAGAUUAUAAAUUACAGAUCAACAGCAGCAGAUUCAGCAUUAUUAGGAUCUUCACUGUUAUUGUCACUUAUUCAGGAUCAUCUUCAGUUGCUGCCGCUGCUGCUGCUGCUACUGCUGCUGCUGUUCUUCUUCUGCUUGUUGCUGCUGGUUUCUAUAAGCGCAACGCAAUAAUGAAAUGCAUCAGGAGGCAGCCCAGGGAUCAGAUGAAUGAUGCUGAAGACCCACCCCUUGAACAGAUUGAUCCUCUAAUGCAGAUGGCUACUAUUGAGACAUCCCCUAAUGAGACUGAGGCUGCCAAUGAGACAGAACAGUAACAUUUAUUUUAUUGAAAGGGAAAAUCAAGAGAAGAUGGGGAAAUUAGAGAAGAGCAUCAGCAGGAAUUCUCAUUGCUGACAGAAACUGUCAAAUGCAUAUGGGUCUAUUCCUCAUAACUUGAUCCAAGUUGCUUUGGACUACUACCACAUCCCACAUAACAUUCAGGGCAUGAUCACCAGUUACCUGAGAGACAUCAAGUUACAAUUUCCUCAUUUAUUUAGACGAAAUAUUGUGUAAAAAGUUCGCAUUUACCCACAUAGCAAUUUUUCUCUGGCCCACACAAUCAGCUUUUGCUUGGCCCACAUACCGCAAUGACUUGCGGUCAGUGGUUAGUUACUCAAAGAAUGUAAUAUAUUACUCACUACUAGUUACUCCUUUCAAAGGUAAUAUUGUUACUUUAGUCAGAAAACGCGAAGGGAAGGAGACAGAGGAGUUGAGCCAGCGCAGGAGAGACUUGUGGCUAGCUAGGAUAAAUAGGCUAAACUUUCAGCCAACUCCCCACAGCAAAGUCUGUUCCCAUCAUUUUAUCACAUGUAGGCUAACGUUACAGUUUUUAGAUAAUUUAAAGUUACCUCACAGCAAAGUCUGUCCCCAUAAUUUUAUCACGUAUGGUUAGCUGUAAGCAGUGGCUGAAACUGCUCUUUCAAAUAGAGGAAGCUGCCAUACAUUGAGACAAUUAUUAAAUUAGUAUCAAUAACUAUAUGAACAUAUAGGUCUGGCAUUGAUACUAGGUAGAGAAUUAGUGCUUGUAUGAUACUGUGUUAUUUUGUUACAGCGCUCCUAGUAAAAGUUAGUCUGGAGCCCUGACUUGUAUUAGGUUGAGGGUGAUUAGGCUAACUGGUAACACUUUAGAAUAAUGGUCCGUUGUUGACAAGUAACUAUGCAGGAAGUAAUAAGUAGUUCUACAUUAACACUUAACUUAAUACACUUAACUAAUAUAGAAGCAAGAUUAACUAAGCAAUAAGUAAUAGGUAAUUUAGGACAGAGGUAGUUCCUUAUUAGUUAUUUGAUAAUUACUAAAGAAAAAUAUCGUCAUUGAGAACUACUUAUGAACUAUGACCAAUUAAUAAAGAAUAACCAAUUAAUUACUAAUCACAACAGUAAAGUCUAUAAAAUGAACAAUUAGGUUCUUUGUGGAAACUAAUUUAUGAAUAUUUAAUUAUUAUUAUUAUUAUUAUUAUUAUUUGUAAAUGUAGUAAUAAUAAUAAUAAUUAUGUGACAGGCAUCAGCCGUGCUCCACGCACGGAAACCCUUAGCAUCAAUAUGCCGACGUGAUACUGGGAAAUUUAUCGUCAUCAUUAUUGUUCAGAACUGGGUAGGUUUAGGGUAGGGGUGAGGUCAGGUACUCCGGUGAAAGUAUAACUGCAUCUGAGUCACUCUUUUUACGUGGUCCGGUGCAGCGCUGGUGUUGAACCAGUGAAUCCGUGCAUGGACCACGGCUGCUGCCUUCUGUGAGCCCAUCACGGAAUUUUCGGCGAUUCCGUGACAGAUUCCACCACAGAUUCGGAGGUUAAUUAAGUCCGUGAACAUUACACGGAAUUCUGUGAGAUCAGGUUGGUGCAACAGUUUCAACGCCUCCCGAUGCAGGACCAACAACAUCUAGGUCCAACGACAGCUGCUUUGCAGUACUUUUUAUAAAAUGGAUGUUUAUGUUAAUUUAAUUUAAUUCUGUUUGACUGUUGUAUUUGCACUUUUUUCUAAACUGCUAUUUGUUGCUAAUAAAAGUUGUUAAUAUUGUUGUGCAUGUUAUUGUUUCAGUAUUAGUGUUUGGUAUUCAGUUUCUGAACGGUUUAGGCACAAGCCAACCGUUUGGUGA
This is a messenger RNA of Onychostoma macrolepis, 2935 nucleotides long. RefSeq lists its product as uncharacterized. NCBI's taxonomy places the organism in Eukaryota, Metazoa, Chordata, Actinopteri, Cypriniformes, Cyprinidae. The record is from RefSeq and is a predicted model, not a curated record. The transcript has 6 exons. Bases 171 to 1118 code for a protein of 315 amino acids.